CGGGUUAUCCGGCGGAUUGUUUCAUAAUAUUGUCAUUAUGAGCAAUCUUUACUUUGCGACUUUUAAAUGUCUUGGUUUUUCAAUUAAAAGUUAUUAGCGACUAUUUUCGCGCUUCAUUUACCACAUACUUGAACAAGCCAUCUUUGCCAAAAUAGUUAUUGCAAAAAAUUUCAAAUGUUAAACUUGGUUGCAAAAAGCGUUCUCUUGAUUCCUUUCAAAUUAUGUACAUAUGCACAUUUUUUUUAUGUCAAUACAGAAUGCUCUGCGGGUUUUUUUUAAAUAAUUCAAAAAAUAAUCAAUGACUGCAGAUUGGGAAGAAUUUGUUAAGGUGUAUAUACCACACAUUAUGUAUGCAUAUUUGCUUCACCAAUUCUUAAAUCAUUAAUUAUAUUCUUGUCGUUUGAACUUGCACUUAACCUGGUCCACCUCUCACAAGAGUCUUGAAAAAUGAAGAUUGCAGUUGUUGGUGCAGGUAUCAUGGGAAUGGCAGCAGCUUAUUUCAUCAAAGAAACAUUUCCUCACUUUGAUGUUAUAGUUUACGCUGAAAAGAUGAGUCCCCACACAACAAGUGAUGGUGCUGCAGGAAUAUGUGUUGGUGCACCUGUUGAAAAGAAUCCAAGAGAAAAAGUGAACAAAUGGGUGAAGGCUACUGUUGAUUAUGCGCAUAAUAUUAUAAGAACUCACGAAAACUCACACAAAAUGGGACUCUCAAUUGCCCAUGGUUACCUCCUUAGUAGCAAAGGAGAAUUGAAAAUAUCUGAUUGGAAAGAUUGUGUAAUUAAUCACCAUAAAUUGGAUGAAUCCGAACUUCUUCAAUUUCCUGAUGAAAUUACAAGUGGAUAUCUUGUAACCACAGUUUUUGUAGAAUGUAGCAAAUACAUUCCGUGGAUCGCCAAAUUGUUUAAGCAAAAAGGUGGCAAAUUAAUAGAGAAGAAGAUAGAAUGUUUGGACGAUUUGCAAGCCCAUGAUAUCAUUAUAAACUGUUCAGGAUUAGGUGCAAGAUACCUUGUCAAUGAUCAAAGUGUUAAACCAGUGAGGGGUCAUGUCAUCAGACUGAAAGCUCCUUGGGUGAAAGGAUUUAUAAGACACGUGGACAACGAUGACAGAGGAAGAUCUAAGCACAUCCUAGUCAACCAAGACACUGUCGUUAUCGGAGGGUUAAAAGAAAAGGACUGCAUCGAGCCAGAACCACGAGAAGAAGAUAGAGAAUGGAUAAUUUCAGAAGCACAGCGAUUUUUACCGAGUCUUAAUCAUGCUAAAAUUGUAAGAGAAUGGGUGGGUUUCCGUCCAUCCAGACCCACUGUUAGAUUGGAAAAAGAAAUUUGGAAGUUCAAAACACCUCUAGGAGGAGUAAAAUCGGUUCCUGUAAUACAUAACUACGGUCAUUCAGCUCAUGGAGUGAGUUUGUUUUAUGGUUGCACCCAAGAGGUUUUGGAGCUAGUUAAAAGUUGCAUUAGUUGUAAAAGUAGAUUAUAGUAUACAAUCAUAUUUCGUCACCAGUUGAUGUAAAGAUAUAAGCGCAAAAUAAAACAUUGUAAUUAAUACUUAAUAAAAUCAUGUAUUACAUACAUUAUGAAAAA
Messenger RNA from Hydractinia symbiolongicarpus, 1580 nucleotides. Its product is annotated as D-aspartate oxidase-like. NCBI's taxonomy places the organism in Eukaryota, Metazoa, Cnidaria, Hydrozoa, Anthoathecata, Hydractiniidae. The record is from RefSeq and is a predicted model, not a curated record. The coding region runs from base 448 to 1476 and encodes 342 amino acids. The transcript is spliced from 2 exons. Gene Ontology annotation, molecular function: D-amino-acid oxidase activity; FAD binding.